This is a messenger RNA of Cavenderia fasciculata, 1851 nucleotides long. RefSeq lists its product as uncharacterized. The record is from RefSeq and is a predicted model, not a curated record. NCBI's taxonomy places the organism in Eukaryota, Evosea, Eumycetozoa, Acytosteliales, Cavenderiaceae. The transcript is spliced from 4 exons. Bases 1 to 1851 code for a protein of 616 amino acids.
AUGGGUAUACUACAACUAGCAUUGCCUACAUCGAUAUCAGGUGCCAUCUAUAUCGACAAUCUAAAGGUACCUUGCUACAAAGAGACCGAUAUACAAGGAAAGAUUGAAAACUGUACACCUGCCAAUUGCACAGUCGUCGAAUGUAAAUCACAAGGACCAUUCUCAAUGUUUCAAUCAAUUGCUUUACAUCCAUUUCUGCUUGUUAAUGGUUUAGUUAAUAUUAUUUAUUAUAAUGGAGAAGUAAUGUUGUAUAAAGAACCAUUAGGAUUAUUAUUCCUUGUCAUAUCGGCAUUAUCAUCAACGUUUUUAAUUAAUCCUUUGAACAAGUUGUUUGGUGAGCCUAUUAAUCAACCUAUUCCACCACUCAUCUAUUUAUUUGGUAUUGCUGGAUCUCUACUAAGCGUCAUUGAAGUGACACCCAAGAAAGAGGUAGCUGGCAAAAAGGAAUGGUUUAGCUUUCUCUAUGGAAAAAAGGAUCAACAUGAACAAAUAGAGGAUCAACAACAAAAAGAAGGUGAAAUUGCAGAAGAUAAGAAAUUAAUAGAUGAAGAAAAUCAAAUCAAUCAAUAUGACAGUAAUAAUCAAAAUAAUAAUAAUAAUAAUAUAAGAGGUGGAAACAAAUUAAAUCAUCGUAUAAAUGAAAGUGAUACUAGUAGUAUUGAUAGUCCAGACACAAUGAUUUCACCAAUACUACAACAACAAGAAAAAGAUCAUCUUAUUCCAAAAGAAGAAGAAGAAGAGUCGAAUCAAAACAACAAACAAGAUUGGAAAACAAAAGUUAUACCAUUAUUUGCAAGAAGUUUAAGAGUAUUUAUACCAAUGAUUCUAUUAUCAGUUGCUAAUGGAUUGUGGAUGGAAACCUCUUUAUAUUAUGACAAUCAAUUCCGUGUCAAUGCAUAUGGUUACAAUUCAAUCGAUCAAAUUCUCCUUCCAUUCUAUUUAUUCUUUUUCAUGUUGGUCAUUGAUCUUAUCAAACCUCUCAAACACCUCUUACUCCCAGAACAAGAUUCCAAAGAAACACUCUGGGAAGCUGUUAAAGCCACUUGGAAAGAAACUAAUCUUGUAACAUUAUUCUUUUAUCGUUUACUUAUUAAUGCUCGUGCAAUUAUUUAUUUUUAUUUGGCUAUACAGUAUGAUUUAACACUUGUAUAUUUAGAGUUAACAUUGACACGUGUAGUAUUAAAUUGGUUGGGUGCUUUUGUAUUAAACUUGGUCAUUCCAAAGUUUAUUAAAGCUACUUAUGAAGAACGAAGAAAGACAUUCUAUCCAGUCAACCUUUUAUUAAAAUUAUUUGGUAGUAUAGGUGUAGUUCCAGUAAUAGUAAUAGCUCCAGUAAACAAUCUAUCAAUCAUGAACUCUGCCAAUCAAAUUUAUCCAAUUGACAAUCAAAUGAAUGGUUUCGAUAUGACUUGGAUUGAAUUAUUGAUGAUGGAAAUUAAUGCAUUGCAUCAAAAAUUGACAAAACUAAAAGAUUUAAAGGAAUUAAAGUAUAAAUUGGCGGUACCCAAAUGCAAAGAAACUUUGAAUCACCUUUAUGAAGAUGUCAAUAUAAUUGAAAGGAGAAUCAAGAAAAGGGAACUAUCAAUAUUGUCAGAGGUAUCAUUUCAAUUUGAAAAAGCAGUUUUUAGAUUUAUAUUUGGAAAGGAUACAAGACUCCACAACUUGAGUUUAUUAUUCUUGGAUGGUUUUGAAUUUGAACCAAAACAAAUGUUGGAAUGGGAAACAUUAAAAAAACAAAUCAAUUGGAAUAUGAAUGUACAUCAAGAAUUUAUAGAUUUAAUAGACCUUGGAUUUACUUCUUUGAUACUUCUCAAAUUACAGAUUAUUCCCUUGUCAACAAAGAAUACUUGA